AUGUCAAUAAGGCAAAGAAAAUGCUCUCAACUAUAUCAGUCGGAGGUUGAUCGGAGAAUAAAUUCGUUAUUCUAUAAUUUAGAAGCCUUGUUUAGUGUUGAUCUUUGUAGUCCAGAAACUCUGCCAUUAUAUGCUUUCUCACAAGAUUAUGUCGAUAUCAAAGAUCGAUUCAUUGAAGCUCUUGAUAGCAAGGCCAGCGUUUACAGGUCGCCUAGCAAGUGCUGCUCGGUACCGAGCGAUACUAGUACUCAGUACUACUCGGUACUCGGUACCUCUCGGUACUUGUUGAGUGAUACUAGAACUCAGUACUGCUCGGUACCAGAACUCGGUACCAAAACUCGGUACUGCUCGGUACAGAGGGGUACCGAAUGGUACCAAGCAGUGCCGAGAAGGAUGCUGGUAAAUUCAUUGCCAUUUUCUUCUAACUGUCAAACUGCCUUAUGUGCUCUCCCAUCUGCUAUUGUUUCAACUUCAACAAAUUUGAUUCUAGUUCAAUGGAAUCCAUCAUACAGAAUUACAUCGCAGAUCAAAUUUCCCUCAAAGGAAAGAUGUCUUUGCUCUGAGUUAUCAGUUAGAACAUACAAACUACUAGCAACUAAUCAAGCACAGACCACCAUAGAAGAAGAUAAGGAUAGUAAUCUGUGGGAAGAAAGUAAACAAUCACUCUAUGCGUUCAAUUUCACCACAGAAGAAGCCGAUCGGAUACUCAAGAAAGCUUUUGGCUGGAUUCAUUCACCUUAUUGGGGCGAAGAACGAAGAAAAGAAACUCCUAAAUUAGAUUCAAUAAAAGAGAUGUUGGAUUACUUGAAGAGUUUAAGCCUUUCUGAUGAUGAUCUCCACAAGAUACUGAAGAAGUUUCCUGAGGUGCUGGGCUGUUGUCUUAAUGAAGAGUUGAAGGUCAAUGUUCAGACAUUAGAAAGGGAAUGGGGAAUCAAAGGAAAAACACUUAGAAAUCUUCUUCUUCGCAAUCCUAAGGUGUUAGGAUAUAAUGUGGACUGCAAAGGUGAUUGCAUGGCUAAAUGUACUAGAUGUUGGGUUCGGUUUUAGUAAAUUUAUCUGCAGAUUGUGUAGAAGAUAUUAGUUCUUACAUCAAAAGGUCUCAGAUUAGCUGGUCAGUAAAGCAGAUUUUAUUCAUAAUGUAAGUUCAUAUUAUAGAAAGGUUCUAUAUUAUCGUUUCUUUUGUAUGAGUAUAACUUAAAAGAGUGGAAAUUCAUGUUAGUUUUGAGUAAAUAUGAUGCAAAUCUGGAAGUCCAUAUUCAUCAGAAA
This is a messenger RNA of Dendrobium catenatum, 1266 nucleotides long. RefSeq lists its product as uncharacterized. Gene Ontology annotation, molecular function: double-stranded DNA binding. NCBI's taxonomy places the organism in Eukaryota, Viridiplantae, Streptophyta, Magnoliopsida, Asparagales, Orchidaceae. The coding region runs from base 1 to 1047 and encodes 348 amino acids. The transcript has 5 exons. Gene Ontology annotation, biological process: regulation of DNA-templated transcription. The record is from RefSeq and is a predicted model, not a curated record.